AUAAGGAGAGCCCAGUACAAUCUCUAUUAUCUACCCUCAUAGCCCAUGAGGCACUGCGCCUAAACGUUUUCCCUUGUGUAUAGCGGUGUAUAAAUACACAAGUCUCUCUCUGUCAGAGCCGAGGACGGUCUAAAAGACCGUGGCGUCUUUACUUGUCAACAUGCUCAUUCUCAACGAUCACCGUUUCAUUGACAUGAUCGUGACAUCAAAGCACGGAGGCUCAGAAACACUGGCAUAGCUAUGUAUCAACUUGCCAAAGACGGUGCCAACUAAUGGUCCGGUGCCAGGCGGGCCAGUUGUAUUAAGUCUUUGUGCGGCUCGUGCCACGAUGUUGUAUGUGCGCCACAUUCAAGUUUUUGAACAGGUUUUAGGAAAGUUUCCCAUAAGACCUAUGUACUACUAUGCUAAAAAUAUGAUGCUCCAAUAUCCACGCGGUCAAACAUCCACUCAUACCGCUUUCAAAGAAAUCCACACCUCAAAUCCGUUAUUGAACACGAGCAUGCACUUGCAUAAGUCCAGAUGGAUGCCAACAUCACACCCAUCAACGUUCUCGUGGCUUGACGAUGUUGAGCAACUCGGAAGCACAAGCUUGACCAACGAUGGAUGCUCGUUACACUAUAGAACUUUAGGACGUGCAUCCAGCGAUCAAGAUUCAACGACUUCAACCCUGCACUCUUGUCUUGAGUUGCUUGACCAGCACUGUGACAGGCUUAACAAUACUUACAAGGAAAUUCUCGAGAUUCGCACCCACAUUGCAGAGAUUCUUGCUAGCUCCCAGUCGGAAGUAGCCAUAGGGAAUGUGGGUGCAUGGGACAGCAGCGUUGACCAAUCAUCGGCACAGUACGCAUCUCUUUCGCAACCAUCUGUCGGGGUCAUUAGUACCCUGACAGGUUCUCCCAUUCACCAAUUUUCUCAAGAACCAUCACUUCCCGUUGCCUCCGGUUCUGUCAGCUAUGAGCUUGGUACACAGUCAUCCUUACCUGAAGAUGACACGUGCUCUGAGGAACAGACGUUAUCUGGCCCUUUAGUCAGACGCCACCAACGACUGUAUCUGCCAGUUGUACAGGAUGGCGAGGAUAAGGUGAAAUGCAUGUGGUCAGGGUGUUCAAGUGUUAUCAAGAAAGAUAGCUACACUCGCCAUGUGAACGAGGUUCAUAAACGUCGGUUUAAGGCUGUCUGCACUACCUGUAGAAAGGAGUUCCUGCGUCCAUAUAUGAAGAAGACUCAUAUCUGUCCUCGUCGAUUUUCCAAACGUAGCAGUUCCUAGAGCAAGGAAGCUCCCCGCAAGGCGUCACAUUUAUU
Molecule: messenger RNA, 1302 nt
Organism: Suillus plorans
Lineage: Eukaryota; Fungi; Basidiomycota; Agaricomycetes; Boletales; Suillaceae
Exons: 4
Coding region: 329-1267 (312 amino acids)
Source: RefSeq, a predicted model, not a curated record